This is a messenger RNA of Drepanopeziza brunnea f. sp. 'multigermtubi' MB_m1, 2148 nucleotides long. RefSeq lists its product as uncharacterized. NCBI's taxonomy places the organism in Eukaryota, Fungi, Ascomycota, Leotiomycetes, Helotiales, Drepanopezizaceae. The record is from RefSeq and is a predicted model, not a curated record.
AUGGCAUCCAACCCAUUCCAAGUGCCGGGAAGCGAGUUCGAGUUCUCCUUCUCCGCAUUCGGCGGCCCGUCCAACCCAUUCAAUGGGUCGACGCCAGUACCACCCCCAGCUCCUCUGGCUCCGGCCAUGAGUGCGCCCCCGUCCGAAGCCGAUGGGCUUCGUGACAUCAUCCGGGCCGGCAACCAAGCUGUCGCCGCGCUGAAUGGGGAGAUCGAGGAGCUGAAGCGUGCGCUUCUCCUCGAGGAGAAGAAGCGCACGGCUGAAGUCCGCGCCAAGGACAAGCAGCGCGUGGAGGAGGUGGCGGUGGUGGAGAAGGAGUGGCAGGAGAAUGUCGAAGACUACAACAGACUCUGUGAUGAGUAUCAAGAGUUUCGGGACGAGGCCGAGAAGGAGAUCGAGGAACUAAGGCGACAAAGCCUUGCCAGCAUUCCUGCUGGCAACGUCUUGGUAGAUGACAGAGGUUGUGCUGCUGCCACUGGCAAUUCUUCAGCCAGCACCUCCUCUGUCAGCAACCAAGACGUUGCCACGCAGUCUGCUUCCCCAGUCUACCGAAGCAUUGGAACAUACGUUGACUUUGGCGCCAACAUGGCCGAACACGCUCCGGUUCCCGUUCUCGGUGAGAACCUGCAGAAUGUGUACGACAAGUUGAAUGGUGAGCACGAGAAAGUGAAGGCGCUAUACAAGAAAUGUGCAAUCAACUUGCAGAACCGUGAGAAGGAUGUCGUGCGUCUCGAAGGAUUCGUCGACGAGGCCAACAAGGCGACAGUGGCUGAGAAGGAAAAAGCCACGAAGUACGAGGCAGAGCUUGCUGCGAUCAAGAAAGCUCUGGAUGACAGAGAGGAUCACAUCGAAUACAUCGAAAAACAGCUGGGCGAGGAGCAAGAACAGGUCACGGAACUUCAAACCUUGGCCAGAAAUCACACCCUUGUGGUGGAUAAACUGCGAGAGAUGGAAAAAGAUGUCAAACACUACAAGGACAAGGAGGCGGAAAUCUCGCGGAAUUCCAGAAAUGUCUACGCUCAGCGUGACAGACUCGAGAAAGAGCUCGAAAAGUUGAGGAAAGCAGAGGGGGAUUGGAAGCGAGAACGUGGCGAGGCUGCCCGACUCGAAGAGGAGCUCAAGCAUUCGCAGGAGCUUCUGGAAUCUGCCUAUGCGCAGAUCGAGAAGUUUGAUACCGAGACAGCAGGCUUCCAAGCCAUGCCCGAGUCUCACACCGCCCCCGUAACCACCGAGUCGCUCAACAGAAGAUUGAGCAAGAGUCUCAGCCAUUUGUCAGAGACAGCAGAGCCUCGCUCGCAGCCAGAGGAGGAAGCUGGCGAGGAAGCUGGCGAGGAAGCCAGUGACAGACGUUUCUCGGAAGAGAUGAGAUACGAGAGCGACUUCGACUCGGGAGACGAGAGCGAAGAGACCGAGUUUGUUCCCCCACCUGUACCUGCUCACGACGACGACGCUGUCUUGGAUGACCAAGGCCGCCAGAUCAUUCGCGUCGACGGUCCUGCUGCAGAGACCAGAGUUGUCGAGGUACCUAUCCACGUGCCCGAAAUCCAAAUCGAGUACAGAGAUCCUGUUCCUGCGCCCCCUGCAGAGCCGACCAUCAUCCGCGUCCCGGCUAGAAUCAUCACGACCACGCGCUACGUCCACUGGUUCACGACUGAGCUCCACAUGCUCUUGUUCCUCUGGGCCUUCCUGACCAAUGUUUUCAACUCGUCGUUCUCUCGGUCCAUCCGAGGUGUUGCUACAGUUUCGCCCGAAGUAGUGGCAGGGGGGGAGCCCGGCCAGGACGGUCUUGCCCCAGCCGUCGGCGCUGGUGCUCCUCCCGCUCCUCCCGCCGUCGAGACUGAAGGCUUCAGGACUCUCCGACAACCUGUCUCGUUCUGGUGGACUCUCUUCUGGUUCCUGAUGCACUGCAUCGCGUACUACUUCUGCUGGGUCGCCUUCGACACCUACUCUGAGCGCAAGAUCUGGCGUGCCGCCAACGAGGCUACUCGCGCAAUGUUGACCAACUGGCUCAACUACCGUUAUCCCGACCAAGGCAUCCUGCAUGCGCUCUUGUCUCCCGAAUGGGCCGCCUGGGUCGAUCGCGGUGUGGUGAAUACCGUCCGGUAUGCCCUUCACGUCGAGUACACGCCCUACCCCAUGCCGGGUUAG